Eupeodes corollae is the source of this 1646-nucleotide messenger RNA. RefSeq names its product sulfide:quinone oxidoreductase, mitochondrial (gene Sqor). The record is from RefSeq and is a predicted model, not a curated record. The transcript has 7 exons. Gene Ontology annotation, molecular function: FAD binding; sulfide:quinone oxidoreductase activity. Gene Ontology annotation, cellular component: mitochondrion. The coding region runs from base 193 to 1548 and encodes 451 amino acids. NCBI's taxonomy places the organism in Eukaryota, Metazoa, Arthropoda, Insecta, Diptera, Syrphidae.
UAUAUUUUUUUGUUUCAAGGUCACUUAAAUCAGCACCUCACUCUCUUCUUUAUUUUUAAUUCAAAAAUAGUUAAUCGAUAGUAUUAGUCGAAGUGUGCAGUGAAUUAGUACAAACUGUCAUUCUUCUUAUUUAUUAAAACUGCUUUUGGUUUUAUUUUUAUAUGAUAAUUAAUUAGUGUAAUUUACAAUAAAAUGAAAAUGAACUCAUCUUUAAUAAUUGUAAACAAAAUGCAUCAGAUGUCUGUGCGCGGUUUUAACCCAAUUCGAUGUUUAUCGACUUCGAAAGUUCUUCCACAAAAAGAAGAGUGCAAAGUACUAGUUGUAGGCGCUGGUAGUGGAGGUUGUGCCAUGGCGGCAAAACUGUCUUCAAAGUUGGAAAAAGGGAAAGUGUUCGUACUUGAACCAGCGGAUAAACACUACUAUCAACCUAUGUUUACUUUGAUCGGAGGUGGCAUGAAACGUUUAGAACAGUCCUAUCGUUCGAUGUGUGAUGUCCUUCCAAAGAAUGCUAAAUGGAUUAAGGAAAAGGCGAUAGAAUUCGAUCCUAAUUCAAAUUCGGUAACAACAUCAUCUGGACGAAAAAUCACCUACGAUGUAUUAAUUGUAGGAACUGGCUUACAAUUGAACUACAAUAAGAUUCCUGGCCUCGAAGAAGCUCUUUCAAUACCAGAUGGAAAUGUUUGUUCUAUAUACUCACCAAAGUACGUAGAUAAAACUUACGAAGCCCUACAGAGAAUAGAAGACGGCAAUGCAAUUUUCACAUUUCCAGCAUCGCCUGUUAAAUGUCCUGGAGCGCCGCAAAAGAUAGUUUACAUAGCAGAGCAUUACUUUAGAAGGGCAAAUAAACGAAACAAAAUCAAUGUCAUUUACAAUACUGCCUUGCCAGUACUGUUUGGAGUGAAGUACUAUGCUGACGCAUUGUGGCCAAUUUGUAAGGAACGCAAUAUCAAUGUGAAUCUUUGUAGAAACCUCAUUGAGGUGCGUCCUAAGGAAAAUGUUGCAGUUUUUCAAAACUUAGAAAAACCUGAAGAAAUCUUUGAGGAAAAGUAUUCUAUGCUUCAUGCCGUACCGCCCAUGAGUGCUCCUGACGAGUUGGCAGCAUGUUCCGAAUUGGUAAACGAAGCUGGUUUUGUAAACGUUGAUAAGAACACAAUGCAGCAUGUUAAACAUAAGAAUGUAUUUGCUAUUGGAGAUAGCUCAGCAUCUCCGAAUUCCAAGACAGCUGCAGCUGCAGCUGCUCAAUCACCCGUUGUGUAUGAAAAUGUAUUAGCUUAUCUAAAUGGUAAGGAACUGAAGGGUUCUUAUGAUGGUUACGCAUCCUGCCCUCUUGUGACUGGCUAUAAUCGAGCUAUCUUGGCCGAGUUUGACUAUAAUUUAAAUCCCUUGGAAACGUUCCCAGUUCCUCAAAACAAAGAACGCUAUACAAUGUUUUUCAUGAAGAAGGAAUUGAUGCCUUCGCUCUAUUGGCAUAUGAUGCUUAAAGGCUAUUGGAAUGGACCAGCUUUAAUGAGGAACGCAUUAUCUGUUUUUAAAUUCGGGACAAAAUAGAUCGAUCGUGAACUUUUAUCAAAGCAGUAUAAAUAUAAUUUUAGGAUCUAACUUUGUUGACGCCAGUUUUUAAAAAAAAUCAAACAAAAAAACUUCAA